This is a messenger RNA of Caenorhabditis bovis, 543 nucleotides long. NCBI's taxonomy places the organism in Eukaryota, Metazoa, Nematoda, Chromadorea, Rhabditida, Rhabditidae. The record is from the annotation of a GenBank genome assembly.
AUGUUGGCUUGGUUUCUUCUCAACUUCCUCAUUCUUCUAAUAAUUACUCAGCAGUUCGCGUCGAGACCAAUUGUUCAUCGAAAUGAGACAAUCAUCGAGAUUGUCGCGAAUAAUAGUAAUAACGCCGCACAUAAUUCAAGUCAGAAGUUAAUUGACACAAGCAUAUUCAUCACGUUAAAAGAAAAUGAUUGGCGGGAUGCGCAUGAAGGAAGGAUGAUCAUCUGGAGUCACGAAUCCCAACAUCAUCCCGACUAUGGUCGUGCGUAUACCGGAAAACGAGUUAACUAUGACCAAAGAUAUACAAAAUCAUCGCAGCUCAUGUCAUUUUGCAUAUUGGGUUCUGUAAUCGGGUUCAUUUUGUACACUUAUUUUUCGCAUGUUUUGAUGGUCCGAAAACUUAAUCGAGAAAUGGAGGCGAUGAAGUUGAGAGAACUUGUCCAUCGAUCAGCUCUAAUCAUGGCUGGCUCGGCACAACAGAAUGAGUUCGAAAUCUCCGAACGUCGUCGAUCUCUCAUCAACAUUUUCAGAUCCUUCAAACUCUAA